AUGGAAUUAGCAAAUAAAUUUUUUAGUAAGCUUUUUGGUGAAAAAGUUGGAGAAGACGAAUUUGGCAACAUAUUUUAUAAAUCAAAUAGGUUUUCAAGGUAUUUUAGUAGAGAUAUGAGAUGGGUUAUUUAUAAUGGUAUUCCUGAAGCAACUAAAAUCAGUGCUAAUUGGUAUAGUUGGUUGCAUCAUCAAGAUGAUAAGUUACCUAUAAAAAAUACAAAAACAUUAUAUAAAUGGGUCAAGCCUAGGACUCCUAAUUUAUCUGGGUCUGAAUUGUCUUAUUAUCCACCUGGACAUUUUUUUUCAAAUGAUAAGAGUUCUGAUCAUAAAUUAGAUAAAAAUGAUCAAUAUAUAAUCAAUGCUAUAUUUGAUAAUAUUGAUGGUAUUAAAUUAGGUAGUGGAGUAAAAGUAAGUGGCGUAGUUAUUGGAAAAGUUACUUCUCAACGUUUAGAUUAUGAUACUUAUUCAGCUGAAGUUCAAAUGCUCAUUAAUAAAAAAAUUAAAUUACCAGAGGAUAGUUCAGCUCAAAUAGUAAGUUCAAGUAUUUUAGGUGAUAAAUAUAUAUCUAUUACACCAGUGCAGAAAACUCAAUUAGUUAAAUACACAAUUAUAAUAUUUAUUUACUUAACUUUUAUAUUUAAUUGUAAUCAAUACAUUAGUGCAUUCGAGGAAAUAGAGAAUGAGAAUGCAGAAUCUCCAUUUAGUGUUCUUGAUGAAGAUAUUUAUAAAUCAACUAACUCUGAUUUAGAUAUUACUAAGCAAUCGAUAAUUCAGGGAGAAUUAGAAUCUUUUAAUUUAGCAAAAAUUAGAAUUUUAGACUAUAAUACUGGCCAUAGCUCUAAUAAAGAAUUAAAAUUAGAAGAGAAUUUAGAAUUGACAGAAGGGUUAUUUGUCAAUCUUAAAGAAUGUAAAAAAGAUAUAAAAGAUACUUUAAAUCCAGUUAGUAUGGCUUUUAUUUCCGUUACAAAUCAUGAUAAAAUUAUCUAUGAAGGUUGGAUAUUUUCUAAAAAUACUUCUAUUGCAUUACCAAAGAUUGAUGAUGGACUUAUAUAUUUAACUAGUUGUGAUAAUCAAGUUAUUAAUGAAGAAGAAGUGAAUAAAUAA
Trichoplax adhaerens is the source of this 1104-nucleotide messenger RNA. RefSeq lists its product as uncharacterized. Gene Ontology annotation, cellular component: membrane. The record is from RefSeq and is a predicted model, not a curated record. Gene Ontology annotation, biological process: response to oxidative stress; mitochondrial respiratory chain complex I assembly. The transcript has 3 exons. Bases 1 to 1104 code for a protein of 367 amino acids. Lineage: Eukaryota; Metazoa; Placozoa; Uniplacotomia; Trichoplacea; Trichoplacidae.